Messenger RNA from Sporothrix brasiliensis 5110, 2121 nucleotides. Its product is annotated as crooked neck. Gene Ontology annotation, cellular component: post-mRNA release spliceosomal complex; precatalytic spliceosome; Prp19 complex. The record is from RefSeq and is a predicted model, not a curated record. NCBI's taxonomy places the organism in Eukaryota, Fungi, Ascomycota, Sordariomycetes, Ophiostomatales, Ophiostomataceae. The coding region runs from base 1 to 2121 and encodes 706 amino acids. The transcript is spliced from 4 exons. Gene Ontology annotation, molecular function: protein binding. Gene Ontology annotation, biological process: spliceosomal complex assembly; mRNA splicing, via spliceosome.
AUGGAGUCGCGUGGACCUCCUCGAGUCAAGAACAAGGCCGCCGCGCCUGUGCAGAUCUCGGCCGAGCAGUUGUUACGAGAGGCGGUUGACCGCCAAGAACUGCCGCUCCAGGCACCGACGACACGAUUCGAAGAUCUCGAAGAGCUGCACGAGUACCAGGGCCGCAAGCGGCGCGAAUACGAAAACUAUGUGCGGCGAUCGCGGACCAGUCUCAAGCCAUGGGCCCAGUACGCGCAAUUCGAACUGGAGCAGAAGGAGUUGGCACGGGCGCGAUCUGUAUUUGAGCGGGCGCUCGAUGUGCUGCCCAACAGCGUGCCUCUCUGGAUCAAGUACAUUGAGGCCGAAAUCAAGAACCGCAACAUCGCCCAUGCCCGGAAUCUGCUGGACAGAGCCGUCACCCGUCUACCGCGGGUAGACAAGCUCUGGUACAAGUACCUUUACGUCGAGGAGAUGCUUGGCAAUGUGUCUGGUACAAGACAAAUCUUUGAUCGCUGGCUUAAGUGGGAGCCAGCCGAGGAGGUCUGGAACGCCUAUAUCCGGCUCGAGAAGCGGUACAACGAAUACGAACGCGCCCGCGACAUCUUCCGGUCGUAUACGAUUGUGCACCCUUAUCCUCGGACAUGGAUCAAAUGGGCCAAGUUUGAAGAGGACUUUGGCACCAGCGAUCUGGUCCGCGAGGUGUUCCAGACGGCGGUCGAGUCGCUCGGCGACGAAUAUGUGGAUGAGAAGCUGUUUAUGAGCUAUGCGCGCUUUGAGGCCAAGCUCAAAGAAUACGAGCGGGCACGCGCCAUCUACAAGUUCGGCCUAGACAACCUACCACGAGCGCGGUCGAUGCUUCUGCACAAGGAGUACACGACAUUUGAGAAGCAGUUUGGCGAUCGGGAGGGCAUCGAGGAUAUUGUGGUGUCUAAGCGGCGAAGACAGUACGAGGAGCUGGUCAAGGAGAACCCCAAGAACUACGACGUCUGGUUCGACUGGGCCCGGCUCGAAGAGACGACGGGCGACUUUGACCGCAUCCGCGAUGUAUACGAAAAGGCCGUCGCGCAGAUCCCGCCGGCACAGGAGAAGCGGCUCUGGCGUCGGUAUAUUUUCCUGUGGAUCUUUUACGCUCUGUGGGAGGAGACGGACGCCAAAAACCCGGAACGGGCGCGGCAAAUCUACGACACCUGCCUGGGCCUGAUCCCACACAAAAAGUUCACGUUCGCCAAGGUGUGGCUGCAAAAGGCUCUCUUCGAGGUGAGGCAGGGGGAGCUGACUGCGGCACGCAAGACGCUGGGGCGGGCGAUUGGCAUGGCACCCAAGGACCGGCUGUUCAAGGGCUACAUUGAGCUCGAGAAGAAGCUGUUUGAGUUCCAGCGGUGCCGCACGCUCUACGAGAAGCACAUUGUCUACAACCCGGCCAACUGCAGCACGUGGAUUCAAUGGGCAGAGUUGGAGCGCGGCCUGGACGACCUCGACCGUGCGCGGGCCAUCUUUGACAUGGGCGUGAGCCAGCCGGUGCUAGACAUGCCCGAGGUGCUAUGGAAAGCAUACAUUGACUUUGAGGAGGAGGAGGGCGAGUACGAGCGCACACGGGAGCUGUACGAGCGGCUGCUGGAGCGGACGGACCACCCCAAAGUCUGGAUCAGCUACGCCCAGUUUGAGAUCAACAUUCCUGAGGCGGGUCCCGACGACGAAGACGAGGAGCAAGAGGAGGACGCGCCGGUCAGCGAGGAGGCCAAGGCGCGGGCUCGCAAAGUGUUUGAGCGGGCGCAUGACAGCUUCCGCGACAAGGAACUCAAGGCGGAGCGGGUGGCGCUGCUCAACGCUUGGCUGGCAUUUGAAAAGACGCAUGGCAGCGAAGAGGACGCGGCCAAGAUCCAGCGGCAGAUGCCGCGCCGGACAAAGAAGAAGCGGCGCAUGGAAGACGGCAGCUUCGAGGAGUACGUGGACUACGUGUUCCCAGCAGACGACCGGCAGGCCAAGAACCAGAUGAACCUGCUGGCGAUGGCCCAGGCGUGGAAGAAGACGGGCGGAACGGUCGCAGCAUCGGCACCAGCGGCCGCAUCCGAGGGCCCCGAAGCAGCCUCCAGUCCGUCUGCAUCAUCUGUGUCUUCGCGAGGGGAUGAUCGAGACGAGUAA